Molecule: messenger RNA, 1030 nt
Organism: Rhizopus microsporus ATCC 52813
Lineage: Eukaryota; Fungi; Mucoromycota; Mucoromycetes; Mucorales; Rhizopodaceae
Exons: 1
Coding region: 342-1013 (223 amino acids)
Biological process (GO): regulation of DNA-templated transcription
Molecular function (GO): DNA-binding transcription factor activity
Source: RefSeq, a predicted model, not a curated record
CAAGGCUCUCUUCCCCCAUUUUUAUUAAUUCUUUUGAAACCUUUAUUAUAUUUUUUGUAACAAACCCUUUGAUUAUUACACUCUGUGAAUUUGUUAUAAAAAAUGAUUGCCUUUUAAAUCCCUUUCCCCGUUUCGCUCUUCUCUUUUGAAUUUAGUCAAAUCCUUGUUAGUUUGUUAAAUUUGUUAAAUUUGUUAAACUUGUUAUAUUUGUUAAAUAUGUUAAAUAUGUCCUUCAAAAUGGUAUCUCGCCAUCUCGGUAAACCCUUCUUCUCCUACACUACAGACGAACCCUCCACUUGCAACAGAAAGAAAAAUUAAAACACAGACACACAGAAACAAAAAUGAAUUCUAAUCAACACCCAUAUCAACAACCUAUCACUCCACCCAGCCACACUCCAAUGUUGACCCCUCAAGACCUCCAUCAGGUAUUCUCUGAUUGGCUCAUUCCAUCUCAAGAUGUAUUACUCAAACAAGAAGAAAUUCAAGAUAUCCUGGGCUUAUUCUCUCCUCCUCUUACAGCAAGUCCAGUAUCUGAGAAUGAAUCUACGACGGCACCUUCCUGUGACCUGAUCUCCUUGUUCCCUGAAAUGGUCAAUACAAAUUUACCUCCUCCCAAGCCAGUUUCCGUUCAGCCUGCAAAGCGUCGCUUGGCUCCUAUUAUGCCCAAGACAUCAAACGUUGUGCCUAUUGCACCUCGUCCUGGUCAUUUUACUCCUGCUGCUCCUGUCAAAAGGAAGGUAACUCAAGAUUGUGAUGAAAUUGCUUUAAAAAGACAAAAGAAUACGGAUGCCGCUCGUCGUUCUCGACUUAAAAAGAUACUCAAGAUGGAAAACUUGGAAAAACAGGUCAAGGAAUUGGAGUGUGAAAAUUCCAGACUUACGACCCGUGUUGCCGUGCUAGAGUCUGAGAAGAGUGCACUUGCUUCGAAAGAAAAGAGUCUUGAAGAACGCAUACGUGUACUCGAAAGUCAGUUAUCCGAAGCUCAUCGAGCACUUACUUCGAUUCGAUCAUAAGAAUAUACAGUUUAUUA